GGGUGUCGCGCAGACUUUGUCCAAGGAACCGUUUCGAACUUGGAUGAUGUCACCAAGGCCAUGAAACAGGCUCAUGGACACCUUAAGGGCAUCUUUCAGAUGUCUAUCGUUCUCCGUGAUCAGAGUUUCCCGCGCAUGACGAAGAGCGAGUGGGAUACUGCUGUUGAUCCCAAGGUUAAGGGAACAUGGAACCUUCACCAGGCCUCCGCGUCCAUUAACGCAGACCCUGACUUCUACGUUAUGUUCAGCUCCCUGUCUGGUAUUUCUGGACAGCCUGGCCAGACUGACUAUGCAGGUGCCAAUACCUUCAUGGACGCCUUUGCUCAGUACCGCUCCAACCUGGAGCUUCCGGCCUGCGCCAUUCAUAUAGGUGCCGUUGAAGAAGUGGGAUAUGUAGCAGAGAAUGAGGGGGUCAUGCAAUGGUUUGCCCAUACUGGUGGCUCAGAGGACGCUAUCUCCGAGCAGGAGCUUCUUGAAGCCGUCGAGGCAGCC
Messenger RNA from Aspergillus eucalypticola CBS 122712, 492 nucleotides. RefSeq names its product beta-ketoacyl reductase. The transcript has a single exon. Gene Ontology annotation, molecular function: fatty acid synthase activity. The record is from RefSeq and is a predicted model, not a curated record. Gene Ontology annotation, biological process: secondary metabolite biosynthetic process; fatty acid biosynthetic process. NCBI's taxonomy places the organism in Eukaryota, Fungi, Ascomycota, Eurotiomycetes, Eurotiales, Aspergillaceae. The annotation marks the transcript as partial.